AUGUAUCCAAUCGAUCUACUAUCUCCAUCUCAUCUCUUCACCAAUGUCAUAUCCGUCCUUAACUCUGUCCAGCUGCUUAGCAGGAAAGAGGCACCAGGUGCACAACCAACUCCUGCAGAUUUUGAAGUCAAUCUUCAAACGAAUACAGGGUUUCUCCCUGAGAAACCCAUCCCACGGCUUCCCGAAGCUUACAGCGCAUGGGAGGAUGCGCUUACACGAGCUCAGGAAGUGCUGAUACUCGGGGAAAACAUAACAGAGGACAACAUCAAGAGCCGAGUUGAUGGUGAACUCUGGAGAUCGCAAAUGCGAGAGCUCCCCGUGAUCAGCACCAAUGAUCUAAAAACAGACAAGCAAUUGUUGCGUCGCGCACAUAAAGUGCUCGCCUUUCUUGUACAUUUCUAUGUUCAUUCAAUACCGGACCAGACGGCCGGUUCGGUGCUUAUCCCCCGAUCUCUGGCGACUCCGUUGCUUGAAGUAUCAAGCGUAUUGCGAAUGGCGCCGGUACUUACAUUCGCCGACACCGUCCUAUGGAACUGGGAUCUCGUAAACCCAGAACUUCCUGUCACGAUAGAAAACAUGCGUUUCGGCGUUGAGCUCUUUUCGGGGACAGAAGACGAGCGGAAUUUCUGGUUCGGUAACGCAAAAGUCGAGAUGUUGGGUGUGGAGAUGCUCCACCUUAUCAACGAGUACCACAGUCUUCCCAAUGUUUCCGACUUCGCGUCCGUCUGCAAAAUCAAUCGGCUCCUGACCCGCCUCGUGGCAAUUAUCAAUCGGGUUGAAGAAACCUUGUUAUCCAUGCGGGAUCUUGUAGAUCCCUCCAUAUUCUACUGGCAAGUACGGCCUUGGUUCAAUGGAAGUGCUAGCGGGUCAUCUAGCCCGACAUGGAUUUUUGAAGACGGUCCUGACGCUUCCACGCUCGACCUCAGCGGGCCAUCAGCUGGCCAAAGUAGCGUCAUGCAUGCACUUGACAUCUUCCUAGAUGUCGACUUCAAACUGCAGCAGCGUCGGUAUCCAGCCCCCUCAGAAUCAAAUAAACGGUCUGAUCUUGGUUUCAUGGAGAGAAUGCGCCGGUAUAUGCCCGGAGCACACCAAGACUAUCUUUCCCAUCUCGCGAACUCCUCUCGUCCCCUCCGGGAACUCGCAAAAAGUACACCUGCUGUGAAGGAGUCAUAUAACGCAGCUGUGUCGGCGAUCAGAAAGUUCCGGGACUCGCACAUACGCAUCGCAUGCUUAUAUGUCGUCUCCAUGGCACGAUCAACGGCGAUACCGGUCGGAUGUCCCGUAUUUGCGAUGAUGCAGAGGAUGGAGCGACAACAGAAGCGAACAGGACACUCGACUGGCACAGGUGGUAACGAGUUGUCGCUGUUGCUGAAGUCCAACCGUGAUGCUACCGCACGGGCUGCUCUAAAGAUCUGA
Molecule: messenger RNA, 1416 nt
Organism: Suillus fuscotomentosus
Lineage: Eukaryota; Fungi; Basidiomycota; Agaricomycetes; Boletales; Suillaceae
Product: Indoleamine 2,3-dioxygenase
Exons: 2
Coding region: 1-1416 (471 amino acids)
Biological process (GO): 'de novo' NAD+ biosynthetic process from L-tryptophan
Cellular component (GO): cytoplasm
Molecular function (GO): heme binding; metal ion binding; indoleamine 2,3-dioxygenase activity
Source: RefSeq, a predicted model, not a curated record